Messenger RNA from Rhineura floridana, 2189 nucleotides. Its product is annotated as perilipin-3-like. NCBI's taxonomy places the organism in Eukaryota, Metazoa, Chordata, Lepidosauria, Squamata, Rhineuridae. The record is from RefSeq and is a predicted model, not a curated record. The transcript is spliced from 9 exons. Bases 180 to 1724 code for a protein of 514 amino acids. Gene Ontology annotation, biological process: positive regulation of triglyceride storage; lipid storage. Gene Ontology annotation, cellular component: cytosol; lipid droplet.
CCUGUGUUUUCUCUCUUUCUGUAUGUGGUGCAGCUAAAAAGACCCUGCAAAACUCUUAACUAUUCGUUCAAUGGCACUUAGUAGAGACUAUUCCCAAGCAUUAGCAAACAUUAGAUGACGAAAUCAUCGUUGGGACAGAGUGACAACCCUUCUCCCUUCCAAAAGCAAGCCCCUGGCCAAUGAAGCAUGCCUCUAUAGACACCAACUCUGCAUCAUCAUUCCACAUCCAAAGAAGUGCAAGCCAUAGGUGUACCUCAUCUGCAUCUUCAGGCAAAGGGUUAAAAAUGCAGAUGGCGGCAGCACUUUCUUACAGCCUGUCCUACCUCACAGGGGUGGAGGAUACUGGAACCCAUUUGUCACAGUGGCAUUUCCUUAUCAUCAUCCUCAUGUCUGCUACAGAAGAGGGCCCACAGGCUGCAAGUCCUAAGAGCACAGAAAAGGAGCAACAGUGUGUCAUAAAAAGGGUAGCUGAUCUGCCCUUGGUCAGCUCCACCUAUGAGAUCGUUUCUGCUACUUAUAACUCUGCAAAGGGGUCCCAUCCAGCUAUCCAAGCAGUCUGUGAUAUGGCAGAAGUUGGAGUGAAGACAAUUGCUUCUUCGGCAGUGAGUGGCGCGCAGCCUCUCCUGAAUAAGCUUGAACCUCAGAUUGCUUCAGCAAAUACCUAUGCCUGUCAGGGUCUUGACAAGCUACAAGAGACCCUACCUGUAGUGCAGCAGACUAUUGAAAAGGUCGUAUCAGAUGCCAAAGGCCUUGUAACAAGUGCCAAGGGGUCUGUUUGCACAAGAGUCUCUAAAGCAAGGGAUACAGUGUCAAGUGUGGUAGAUGUGGUCAAAGAGGCUGCCCAGGAAAGCAUGAAGAUGGCCAGGUCUGCAAUGAUGAGUGGCAUGGAUACCAUGAUGGAGAUCAACAUGAGGGAGAUGUUGGUUGAUGGUAUUGACCAAAUGAUAGAAAUAUCUGAGGAUAUGAUAGACUACUACCUGCCAGUAACAGAUGAGGAGCUAGCUGCCAUUGCAGCUUCUGUGGUAGUAAGAGUCCCUGAAGAAGAUCCCCUUGAAGAGGAGAAAAAGGAGGAAAGGAUGGAAGAGGAGGAGGGCUACUAUGAGCGCCUGGGCUCCCUCUCUGCCUUGCUCCGACACAGAUCCUACCAGAGUUCUCUGGCAAAGAUACAAAGGAUCAAGCGUGGUGCUCAGGAGGUACUCUUCCAGCUUCAAGAAGCCAUUUUGUUGGUGAAGUACACCAUGCAGUCUUUGGAUAGGCAAUUUAAUCCAAAAGCUAAUGCUCGUCGGAAGGAAAUGGAGCCUGUUUUCCUGGAGUGGAACGGGGGUCAACCAGGACCAAGGGAGACCUCUGAAGAGAGUUGGUUAGAGAUAGCAUCCCAGGCUCUGAACCUGUCCCGCAGCGUUAUCCAGCAGAUGCAGACUAUCUGCCAGAGACUCUUGGCUAAUAUGCAGGGCCUUCCUGCUGCUCUCCAAGGAAAGGUGCAGCAAGCUUACAGCAGCAUGGAGGAGCUGCAGGCUGCCCUCUCCAGUGCCAAAUCCUUGAAGGACCUUCCUAGUGGUGGCCUAAAGCAAAGUCAGGAGAAGAUUGAAAAGGCCCACGAGGCCAUAUGUGAGGUCAUGGAGUAUGUGAUGCUGAGAACUCCCUUCACAUGGGUGGCUGGGUCCUUCUCUCCUGCUGGAACCUCUGCAGUGGAACUGGAAGAGGAGGCAAAGGUGGAGGCCUAAAGGAAUGCCAAGCCUGGGGAUCUGCUUGGAGCUAUGGGUUGUCUGCCUCUCAUGGAGCAAUAUGUAGCUUGUGUAAGAAUUAUAAUGUUUGAAGAAGGUAUAAGAUCAUUACCAUUAGAAAUGAUUUUGGGAGACCCAGUGAUUCUAAUAGAGAUGGCUGAUGCCCAUUUCUUGAAUAGCCAGGUGAUAUUUCUAGAAUAUGGGGGAAGUUUCCAAAUGGUUUAUAGGCUGCUAAUAGAACUUGCAUAGUAGAUUUACUCCUUUUUGAUAAUUAUACCGAGCAAAAUCAUUUAUCUCCUAGGUUCAACUGACAUUGUCAGACUUGAGUUGAAGGAUACUGAAAUCUUAAGGGCCUUCCUGCAUGGGAGGCAAAUAUAGGGGGCAAAUGCAAAUGAAUUGUUUUUAUUGUGUCUUGAGGCUUUUGUAUGUUGUAUCUGUGCAAAUAAAAUGUGAUUGCAGCGAAAA